UAUAUAAACAUCGUGAGUGCUCAUAGUUUGCAACAUUUCACACAUUAUGGACCUUUUAAAAUGAAUUUUAUUUUAUUAAUUGGGUGUCUUUUGUUUUCGAGCGCAAGUGGCCGUUGUCCAGACGGCUUUGUGACGUUCGGGCUAUCCUGUUACUACUUUAGCCACGACGUUGGAACCUGGAUAGGCUCGCAGGUAGCAUGCAACCAGGCAUUUUUUCCAACAAAAGCGAAUCUUGUGGAAAUCAAUGACCAGGAAGAGAACCAUUUCCUGUAUCAACAAGCUAAGGCAACUCAAAAAGAUUACUGGGUAGGAGCCUCGGACUUGCAGAUUGCUGGAAUGUACCGAUGGCUCUCGGGAAAAGUAGUAAGCGCUUCUAGUAGUCACUGGAUACCUGGACAACCUAGCCGAGGGCCGGAACACUGCAUGAAUAUACUGCAAGGGGUAUCUACAUCAAAUUGUUGGAACGACGCACCCUGUAACAGUCUCUAUUAUUUUAUCUGCGAGACUCCAGCAAAUUAAGCAAGUGUUUAAAAUACACGGUAUGACAACACCUGAUUCCGUCAAGGAAACAUACGUUCAUGUGUUAUUUUAUAAUCUUAAUUUCUGUUUAUUCUUUUAGAAGACCAUGUGUUCAUAUACUUAUAACAUAAUGUCACAGUUUCAUCCAAUGGAUACAUAAUUAUACAAAUUAAGCGAAAUAUUUCAUACUAUAUCAAGAGUCCUAAACAAUUUGAGCACAUACUUUUGAUGAUAAUGUUUAUACAUUUCAAAAAAUAACGCAAGGAUGUAAGAAAUUUAACGGAAUUUUCAGCUCGAUAUAAGGAUGACAUUUAAGGAGACUAUAUUACAUUUGCUUUGCUAUAUUAUAUA
Molecule: messenger RNA, 870 nt
Organism: Dreissena polymorpha
Lineage: Eukaryota; Metazoa; Mollusca; Bivalvia; Myida; Dreissenidae
Product: C-type lectin domain family 4 member E-like
Exons: 5
Coding region: 61-519 (152 amino acids)
Biological process (GO): biological process involved in interspecies interaction between organisms
Cellular component (GO): external side of plasma membrane
Molecular function (GO): carbohydrate binding
Source: RefSeq, a predicted model, not a curated record